CCGUCCGUCGCUGAUACGUCUUUAUCAAAUACCGCAGCAGCUGCGGUGGAAGUCAUGGUUAACACGUAGCCGGCGUUCGACGUGUCCUAGCCUCCUAGCUUAGGCAUAUAGCGAUUUGGUAAUUUGUUGCGCGCCGCUUGAUUUGCAACGUGUUGUGCGCCGUACUGCGGGUGUUUACGCAUAUAUGGCGAGUGCCACGUUGUGAGCGCAUUGAUAACGUGGAUAUAUAACGUGUAUAUCUAACGUCCGUGCAAAAAAAAAAAACGCAAGGCGACAAAACAUGCUGCCGAACAAGUCGUCGUCAUCGUUACCAUCCCCAUCGUCGCCGUCGCCGUCGCCGUCGUCGUCGCCCGGCACGACGAACGCGAAGGUCAUGUUCCCGGACAAGAGAUCGACGACCAAGCAAAUGAAGUCCUCCACGCUGACGAACGCCGCCGGCCUCAGCUCCCUUAUCACCUUCACCGUUCUUUUGCUCGCCUGGAUCUCCGGUUUCGCCUCGCGGCUUUUCGCGGUCAUACGUUUCGAGAGUAUCAUACACGAGUUCGAUCCUUGGUUCAACUACAGAGCAACAGCGUAUAUGGUACAACAUGGAUUCUACAAUUUUUUAAAUUGGUUCGACGAACGAGCAUGGUAUCCAUUGGGCCGAAUCGUCGGCGGAACUGUCUACCCUGGUCUCAUGAUAACCUCUGGAUCAAUACAUUACAUAUUGCACUCUCUAAACAUACCAGUGCAUAUAAGAGACAUAUGUGUAUUCUUAGCUCCAAUUUUUAGUGGCCUUACUGCCAUAUCUACAUAUUUAUUAACGAAGGAAAUAUGGAGUGCUGGAGCUGGCUUAUUCGCCGCUUGCUUUAUCGCCAUUGUACCUGGCUACAUUUCGAGAUCUGUGGCCGGCAGUUAUGACAACGAAGGAAUUGCAAUCUUUGCAUUGCAAAUCACUUAUUAUCUUUGGGUUAAAUCAGUGAAAACUGGUUCAAUCUUUUGGGCGAGCAUAACUGCUUUAUCUUACUUCUACAUGGUAUCGGCAUGGGGUGGUUAUGUGUUCAUUAUCAAUCUGAUUCCACUUCAUGUAUUCGCCUUGCUGGUGAUGAACCGUUAUAGCAAUCGAUUAUUUACCAGUUACACCACAUUUUAUGUUCUCGGACUUUUAUUAAGUAUGCAAGUACCAUUCGUCGGAUUUCAACCAAUCAGAACUUCAGAGCAUAUGGCUGCGGGUGGUGUAUUCGGUCUCCUAAUCUUCAUAGCAGCUCUCAGAUACUUAAGAACUGUACUUACCAAGUCUGAGAUGAAAUAUUUCGGCGGUGUAGUGGCCGUCACGGCCGCUCUACUCCUGUUAGUUUUGAUCGCAUUGACGUACGCCGGUGUCGUCGCUCCCUGGAGCGGUAGAUUUUACUCGCUAUGGGACACCGGUUACGCCAAAGUACACAUCCCUAUAAUAGCAUCGGUGUCGGAACACCAACCGACAACUUGGUUCAGCUUUUUCUUCGACUUGCACGUUCUCGUCGCAACGUUCCCGGUCGGUCUUUGGUAUUGCAUCAAGCACGUGAAUGACGAGCGUGUUUUCGUCAUACUGUACGCCAUAAGUGCCGUUUACUUCGCUGGAGUGAUGGUGAGACUUAUGUUGACCUUGACGCCAGUGGUGUGCAUGCUGGCUGGCGUCGCCAUCAGCAAACUCGUGGAGCUGUAUCUGAAGGAGGAGGAUCGGGACGAUCGGAACGGCACCGAGAGCAACGAGGAAAGCGAGGAAGAGAGGGAGCGAAGCCCCGGCAGAGCAUUGUACGAUAAAGCCGGAAAGCUUCGUAGAAUGAAGCACGAGAGGCCGAAAGGUAGCGGCGACGGAUUAGGCGCCAAUCUUCGCAACGGCGUCGUUAUCGGCAUGCUGAUGCUACUGAUGAUGUUCACCGUGCAUUGCACGUGGGUGACCAGCAACGCGUACUCUAGUCCGUCAGUCAUGAGUUGGUGGGAUUACGGAUAUCAGAUCGCCGGUAUGGCUAACAGAACUACACUCGUGGACAAUAAUACGUGGAAUAAUUCGCACAUAGCUCUGGUCGGUAAAGCGAUGAGCUCGAAUGAAAGUGCCGCUUAUGAAAUUAUGACAUCUUUGGAUGUAGACUAUGUAUUAAUCAUUUUUGGCGGGAUGAUUGGAUACUCCGGCGACGACAUUAACAAAUUCUUGUGGAUGGUACGCAUCGCCGAGGGUGAGCAUCCCCAGGACAUUCGCGAGAGUGAUUACUUCACCGAGAGAGGAGAGUUUCGCGUAGACUCGGAGGGUUCUCCCACGUUACUGAACUCGUUAAUGUACAAGCUCAGUUACUAUCGGUUUGGGGACGUUAAGAUAGACUAUCGAUCACCUUACGGUUACGAUCGUACUCGUAAUGCGGAAAUAGGCAAUAAAAACUUUCAGCUGACAUAUCUGGAAGAAGCUUAUACUACUGAACAUUGGCUUGUCAGGGUUUACAGGGUGAAGAAGCCAGCAGAAUUUAAUAGACCAAGAAUCCCGAUCUCCGAACGGGUUAUCACCCGUCGCGCAAAUUCGUAUAUUAGUAAAAAGACUGCACGGCGUAAGCGAGGUUUCAUAAAAGGCCGGCCAGUUGUUAUUAAAGGACAGAAACCUCAACGACGAACAACGUAACGAAGAUUCGCUGACUAUUUCGUAACAGUUUGCAAAUACAACUUUUGUAAUAAAAGAUUACCGUCCCUUGGGUCUACCACGAACUAUACCUCGAACUAAGAAUUUAAUAUUGUCAAAACAGUUCAACCGGUUUGAAGAGUAGAAGUGUUUAAAGAAAAAAAAUCGUUUACAACAUUCGGGACAUUGGGGAAAAAAAUCGCGUCGGUUUUACAUUUUUUUUUUUUUUUGUAAAACUAGUUUCCACUUUUCACAAAGAUAAAUCAUCAGUCAUUUGUUACCUGCAUAAUUUGUUAAUAGAAACAUUUUCUAGAAUUAUAGCGUGCAGAUACAUAUUUUCAAUAUCUGAGUCAACAUAUUUAUAUAAAUGUAUUCAUUAGAACAAAUCUUAAUUGUAUUGCAUAAUUCUUUUUUUUUUUUUCACUUUGCUAUAAGAGUUAAUUUUUAAUUUAAAUCUUUUAUGAGGCAAUAUUGCAUUUAAUAGUUAACGAUGUGAAAGACUUUCACCAAAUUCAUUUAUCUCUUUGUUAUCAAUUAGAUGAUUGUAUUGAAGUAUUCAUUUAUAAAUUGGUAAGACAUCCUAUAGUUAGUGUACACGCGUUUAUGUUAUAUAGUACGUUUAAUGCACAUGGUGGUGUGUGUCGGGCGGAAUAUGUCAAAUAAGCAGACUGCCAAUUUUCAGGAGCAUCAGAAAACAGAUGGAGUGUGUCAUGUGUACACAAUUUGUUGUAUAGCACCUUGUUGAAAGAUAAACAUUUGUGAUAACACAGUGUUGUUAUUUACAAAUAUGCAUUUGAGAAAUAACUCCAAUUUUUGUUUUACAUAAGAAAAUAAAAAAAGAUUCUUUGUGUAAGAUAAAU
Molecule: messenger RNA, 3486 nt
Organism: Linepithema humile (Argentine ant)
Lineage: Eukaryota; Metazoa; Arthropoda; Insecta; Hymenoptera; Formicidae
Source: RefSeq, a predicted model, not a curated record